GUGUGCGGUGUAUUCCUUAACGCUCGGUGCUGAAGUCUGCGGGAUCGAGAAAGGCUUCUCGUCUCGUAUAUCCGGGAGCCGGGGCUCUGGAUUACUGUCUCCGGGCUGAAGAUAUCACUUUCCUAUUGGCUAAAAACAAGGAAUUUAUCUACGGGAAUUUCGAACACAACAUGCCAAUUUUGCUGUCUCUGUCCAGAUAUUUAAGAAGUGGAGCAAGGGAUUCACUCGAUCAUCCUUCCUGCUCAGGCUGUGGGGAGGGAUUCACUUGGUCAUCUGACCGACUGGCAAAGCGGAAAUUUUACACGGGGAGAGGCCGUUCAUUUGCUCAGACUGUGAGAAUGGAUUCAGUGGGUCUUCUCAACUGAAUGUACAUCAGCAAGUUCACACUGGACAAGGCCAUUCACCUGUUCUGUGAGUGAGAAGGGAUUCAGUCGUCUUCCCACCUGUGGACACACCAAUCAGUUCACACUGGGCAGAGGCUGGUCAUCUGCUGAAUUUGUGGGGAAGGAUUCACUCGGUCAUCUGACUUCAUGGAUCACCAGCGAGUUCACACUGAGGAGCGGCCAUUCACCUGCUCAGACUGUGGGAAGGGAUUCACUUCGUCAUCUCAACUGAAGGUACAUCAGCGAGUUCACACUGGGGAGAGGCCGUUCAACUGCUCAGACUGUGGAAAGGGAUUCACACAGUUAGCUAACCUACAAGCACACCAGUCAGUUCACACUGGGGAGAGACUGUUCUCUUGCUUAGACUGUGGGAAGGGAUUCAAUUCAUCAUCUAAACUGAAAGUACAUCAGCAAGUUCACACUGGGGAGAGGCCAUUCACCUGCUCAGACUGUGGGAAGGGAUUCACACAGUUAGCUAACCUACAAGCACACCAGUCAAUUCACACUGGAGAGUGGCCGUUCAAAUGCUUAGAAUGUGGGAAGGGGUUCAUUCGGUCAUCUCAACUGAAGGUACAUCAGUCAGUUCACUCUGGAGAGAGGCCAUUCACCUGCUCAAACUGUGGGAAGGGAUUCACUUUGUCAUCUCAACUGAAGGUACAUCAGCGAGUUCACACUGGGGAGAGGCCGUUCACCUGCUCAGACUGUGGGAAGGGAUUCACACAGUUAUCUGGCCUGCAAGCACACCAGUCAGUUCACACUGGCGAGAGGCCGUUCAACUGCUCAGACUGUGGUAAGGGAUUCACACAGUUAUCUAGCCUGCAAGCGCACCAUUCAGUUCACACUGGCGAGAGGCCAUUCACCUGCUCAGUCUGUGGGAAGGGAUUCACUCUAUCAUCUUGCCUACUGACACACCAGUCAGUUCACACUGGAGAGUGGCCAUUCACCUGCUCACACUGUGGGAAGGGAUUCACUCGGUCAUCUCAACUGAAGGUACAUCAGCGAGUUCACACUGGGGAGAGGCCAUUCACCUGCUUGGACUGUGGAAAGGGAUUCACUUCGUCAUCUCAACUGAAAGUCCAUCAGCGAGUUCACACUGGGGAGAGGCCGUUCACUUGCUCAGACUGUGGGAAGGGAUUCACUCAGUUAGCUACUCUACAAGCACACCAUUUAGUUCACACUGGGGAGAGGCCAUUCAACUGCUCAGACUGUGGGAAGGGAUUCACUCGGUCAUCUCAAUUGAAGGUACAUCAGCGAGUACACACUGGGGAGAGGCCAUUCACCUGCUCAGACUGUGGGAAGGGAUUCACACAGUUAGCUGGCCUACAAGCACACCAGUCAGUUCACACUGAGGAGAGGCCGUUCACCUGCAUAUUCUGUGGGAAGGGAUUCACUCAAUCAUCUCAAUUGAAGGUACAUGAGCGAAUUCACACAGGUGAGAGGCCAUUCACCUGCUCAGACUGUGGGAAGGGAUUCACUCGGUCAUCUCGCCUACUGACACACCAGUCAGUUCACACUGGAGAGAGACCGUUAACCUCCUGUUAAUGUGGGAAUGUAUUCACUCAGUCAUCUAUCCUUAUGUAACU
Hypanus sabinus (Atlantic stingray) is the source of this 1966-nucleotide messenger RNA. Its product is annotated as zinc finger protein 226-like. Bases 531 to 1925 code for a protein of 464 amino acids. The record is from RefSeq and is a predicted model, not a curated record. Gene Ontology annotation, molecular function: DNA-binding transcription repressor activity, RNA polymerase II-specific. The transcript has 2 exons. Lineage: Eukaryota; Metazoa; Chordata; Chondrichthyes; Myliobatiformes; Dasyatidae. Gene Ontology annotation, biological process: negative regulation of transcription by RNA polymerase II.